CUGAAACCUGAAUGCUGCAACACUGUGUGACAUUUUUACUAUAAAGUGGUUCCAGGUAAAGUCCCCUCCGGUGACCUGAGCCAUGGAUCCAAAAGCCCCUGCUCUAUUAGAAGAGGAACUAACCUGUCCCAUCUGCACAGACUUCUUCCACGAUCCGGUAGGCCUGGGAUGCCAGCACAACUUCUGCCGUUCUUGUCUGACGAAGGCAUGGGAACAGCAAAAGGAUUCAGACCUCUCCUGCCCUACAUGCCGGAGGAAGAGAUCCCGAGACUUGGUUCCCAAUAUGACCCUGAGGAAUAUUGUGGAGGCGUUCUUGCUGGAGAAGGCAACCAAGGAAGGCAGGGUAGGAGGACAGGUCUGCGCCAAACACCACAGGAAACUGCGGUAUUUCUGCAAGGAGAGAAGUCAGGUACUGUGUGGCGUGUGUGUGGAGAAGGGGCAGCAUGGCCUACACACGUACCAGACCAUCGUGGAGGCCACCGACCAGCUGAAGACUGAUCUAGUUUCAGUGAUGGAGGAACUGCAGACAAGGCUUGGCAGCCUGGAGGAGAUGAGAGGUGUGAGUGAACACGUUGCUCAGCACAUCAAGACCCAGGGCCACAACACAGAGGGCCAGAUCAGGAGAGAGUUUGCCCAGCUCCGCCAGUUUCUAAAGGAGGAGGAGGAGGCCCGGCUUGCUGCUGUGCGGCUGGAAGAACAGCAGAAGACCGUGCCCUUGAUGGAGAACCUCCAGCGCCUCUCCAGACAAAUCAGCUCCCUGAACCAGGAAAUGGAGAACGUCAGGAGUGUAACUGGGACAGAGGACAUCACUUUCCUCCAGAUGUACAAAGACCAAAAGGAAAGUGCUCUGCAGAGGCUAAAGGAGCCAGUGCCCAAGCAGAUAUCAGGAAGCCUGAUUGACGUAGCCCGGCAUCUCUUCAACCUCAAGCUCAGUGUCUGGGAGAAAAUGCAGAAGAUGGUUCAGUACACCCCCGUGUGCCUCGACGAGAAUACAGCUCACCCAGACCUGCUAAUCUCGGGCUCCUUGUCGGAGGUGAGAGACGGCCAGGCCUCCCAUCCUUUGCCAGACAACCCUGAGCGCUUCGACAGCACCCUGGGGGUCCUGGGCUCUCCCGGUUUCCUGACGGGCACCCACACCUGGCAGGUGGAGGUGGGCUGUCAAAGCUCCUGGGUCCUGGGCGUGGCGCGAGAAGGCGUAGCCAGAAAAGGCGUGGUGAACGUGAACCCAGAGGCCGGGCUGUGGGCAGUGGGGUUGUCUAAUGGCAAGGAUUACAGUGCCGGCACAGCCACAGUGGGUACCACACUCUCUCUGAAGCGACACCCAGAGAGGGUGGUCAUUACGCUGGACUGUGACAACCAUUGUCUGUCCUUCUAUGAUGCGGAGGGCAUGUCCCCUAUCCACACCUUCAAGGAUGUGGACAAAGAAGGCAUGCUUUACCCUUACUUCUCCCCCUGUUUGAAUACGGAUGGGGAGAAUCUGGGAAUGCUUAGGAUUUGCCCUGGAAUUGUGACUGUGUCAUGCACCUCAAACCCAAUUUAAGACGCAAAAACGGUCCAUACUGUACACUUGUCUGAUCAGGGAGGUAGGGGG
Engraulis encrasicolus (European anchovy) is the source of this 1591-nucleotide messenger RNA. Its product is annotated as nuclear factor 7, ovary-like. Lineage: Eukaryota; Metazoa; Chordata; Actinopteri; Clupeiformes; Engraulidae. Gene Ontology annotation, cellular component: cytoplasm. Gene Ontology annotation, biological process: protein ubiquitination. The transcript has 6 exons. The record is from RefSeq and is a predicted model, not a curated record. Gene Ontology annotation, molecular function: protein binding; ubiquitin protein ligase activity; zinc ion binding. The coding region runs from base 83 to 1540 and encodes 485 amino acids.